CUCAUUUUCUCGCUCCCCUCCUGUGUCUCUUUCACACGCAGUUGCCCCCACAACCUCCACCGUACGCUCCGAAUUCUUCAAGCCCUGCCAAGACAGUCAAGAGAUGGCCUUCUGCCUGAAUGAGGGAGAGUGCUUCAUCAUCGAAACAGUGGCAGGCGUGCACAGACAUUGCAGGUGUAAAGAGGGCUAUCGAGGACUUCGUUGUGACCAGUUUGUCCCAAAGACGGACUCCAUCUUAUCCGACCCAACAGCAGAUGAGCUGGGCAUCGAGUUUAUGGAGAGUGGAGAGACCUAUCAAAGACAGAUUCUGUCCAUCUUCAGCAUAGCCAUGGGGAUCAGCUUGCUGGGAGUGGCUUGCAUGGCUCUUUACUGCAAAAACAAGAGGCAAAGAGAGAAGCAUCGGGCACAUCUGACCGAAAUCCGCAACCUGAGGGACUGUACCGUCAACGCCUCAGAUCUCAUGUCUAAAUCCAGCCACAGAACCGAGAGAACCUUACAGCUUCAAAAGUGCAGAAGAACCCAGGGUUCCUCUUCUCCACAGGCGGCCGGCGUGGUGCUCAGCAGCUCUAAAGUCUCCCCACCAAAUCAUAAUUGCAGCCUCUCCGCGGGGAAGCGCUGCAGAAGCUGCUCUCUGUCAUCAAGCCCCGCCCCAAAACAUAAGCCAACCAAUUACCGAGUUGUCUCAAGGUGGACGCCGCCCAUCUCUAGAGCAGGCCAUCAUCUUAGUGGAGGAUCUAGAGAUUCUCUUCAUUCCUACAAACAUCUCCAAGAGGUAGAAGACAAAGAGAUCAUGCCAGAAUCUUUAAGGUUCCAGUCAAACUUGAAAACUAAUCAACAAAGCGGUUUAAAUAUGAAUAUGCAAAUCGUUGUCUCCGCCCAUUCCGGAGAAAAGAUGGAUGGCACCGACGUUCCAUGCACUCGUCUCGACCAGGGAACGGCCUUUCUUUCUCCUUCAUACCGAGCUCACUCUGUACCCAUAAUCCCAUCUGUUCAGGGACCUGAUUAUGGGGAGGGGCCUGGAGAAGAAGGCGGGAUCGACGGUGGUGGAAUUUCUUCCAGCUACAACGUAAUUAAUCCUGAGACUGAGGCGGAGUCGGUGGCAAAUUUCAGCCAAUCACUUGCCACCUCCUCCGUGAUGGUACAGGAGCCACAGACACUUAGUUGCUCAGAGUCUUUACUGAUGUCAGGGGGCCAAAUCAAACACAAAAGCCUUGUUACCUACACGACAGCCUUGGGAUCAGGCACGGGCCCCGGGAGAGCAAAAACUGUCAUUUCUAUGACUGUACUGGGAUCAGGGGUGAAAACCACACAGUAUACCGCCAGUCUUCUGUCUGGAGGACAGGGGAAUCGACACGUUCGGUCCGCUUUUGGAGAAACUUCAGGACAGGAGCAGGGUGAUGGUUUACAAACUCCAGAUGUGGAGGGUUUAUUUUCUGGUGGGUUUGGAGGUGUGGCCUGCCACACGUAUCCCAAGAGCUGAUUGGAUGAAUGCAAAUAUCGUUUCGGAAACGUCACGUUGUUGGUGUUGAUAGGGAUGGGACCCCAUUUGUGUUGACCAACCAUCAAAAGACUUCAUUUUGGAACUAUUUUACUGCAUUGCGAACUACAGAGACAACUACGGACAACAAAAAUUUAAAGGACCGAAUUACUGACGACACGAUGUGAAUAGAAAUGCGAGAAAGGUGACUAUGGCUGAGAUGCUGAUUUAAAAAAGGUACUGAAAAAGAUUUAUAUGCCACUAUUUAACAAAAGCUUCAAUUUAGAAACCAAAUAGUGUGUCAUCUCAAUGUUGUUUCUCUACUGUAAAAAAGAAAAAUAUAAUAGAUGUCAAAAUUAUAUGUGUGUCAUAUAUGACAUACCGAGUGACGAAAAUAAAGAUGCAAAACAUGGUAAUGCAGGAGCUUUUGUCCAAUAAUUUUGCUGUUCUAUAAGCUCAAUCCAGCUCUGUCUUUUGUCUGUUUUGCUUGAGGUCUUGAGAAAAAAAAACAGCAGUUUCUCAAUAAAAUCUGAAUGUCACCCUACAUCAUUUGAUUAGAGAGUCC
This is a messenger RNA of Misgurnus anguillicaudatus (oriental weatherfish), 2042 nucleotides long. Lineage: Eukaryota; Metazoa; Chordata; Actinopteri; Cypriniformes; Cobitidae. The record is from RefSeq and is a predicted model, not a curated record.